AAGCCCGGAUGGAGCAGCCAUUGGGGAAGUGUACAGGGCUUUAACGUAACUGAGGAGGGCUCUGUGGAAUAAAAAAAGAGACAAAGUAAGAGGCGACCGAAGACAGAAAUAUUCAAGAUCUGAAAGGCUCAUUCGGCGACACAUACCGCUAACUUGAAAACCUCCACCGGGACUUGAGUGCUUUCGGACACAGUAUCCGAAGCGACAGACUUGAACUGUGGAAGUUGGGAUACGUCCACACAGCGGAAAAUAUACAGCUGAGCCUGCGCUACAACUGCUAGCCACACGCUAAGAAGCACAACUAGCCACAAAGCUAACUGUAACUGAGCUGUGAACUUGCUUUCAAAUCAGGGUUUGAAAUUCAGUCACAAGCUCAGGCUCUGUGAGAAUCCAGGGACUUGCUUAAUGAAUUAUGUCUGCCACAAGCAUUGACCCUCAGAGAUCAAAGGGACAAGCAUCUAAAGUGCAAAAUGGUUCACUGCAUCAGAAGGAGACUGUCCAUGACAAUGACUUUGAGCCAUACCUUACUGGUCAAUCAACUCAGAACAACAGUUACCAAUCCAUCACCGACCCCUACCUGUCCAGCUACUACGCUCCUUCCAUUGGAUUUCCAUACCCACUCAGUGAGGCUCCCUGGUCCACAGGUGGGGACCCCCCGAUUCCUUACCUCACCCCCUAUGGACCCUUGAGUAAUGGAGACCAUCACUUCAUGCCGGACACAGUGUUUGGCCAGCCAGGGGGCUUGGGAAGCAGUAUCUACCCCCACAGGUUUAACUUUUUCCCUGAAAACCCUGCCUUCUCUGCUUGGGGCACAAGUGGCUCCCAGGGCCAGCAGACUCAAAGUUCAGCCUACGGUGGCAGCUAUAGCUAUCCUCCCAGCUCCCUGGGAGGCACUCUGGUGCCUGAUGGUCAGACAGGCUUUCACAAUGACACCCUGAACAAAGCCCCUGGUAUGAACAGCCUGGAGCAGGGUAUGGUUGGUUUGAAGAUCGGUGGGGAUGUCACUGGUCAGGGGUCAGGAGUCAAGGCUGUAGGAUCUGUGAUUGGUGGACCUGCGGUGGCAGCCACAGGAAAUGGAGCCACACCUAUUGGAAUGCCACCACCUAAACCCACCUCUUGGGCAGCAAUUGCCAGCAAACCUGCUAAACCACAGCAGCUGAAAGCUAAGGUGAAGCCAGGAAUGCCCAAUCCAGGGGGAGCUCUCCCCCCACCACCUAUCAAACACAACAUGAACAUUGGGACCUGGGACAAGGGCCCUGUGACUAAAGUAGCCACAGCUCCACUGCAGCAACAGCAGCCUCUUGGCUUGCCUCAUGCCAUGCCACCUCAAGCCCCCAUGCAGCAAGGACCCAUGCAGCCCCCCCCUCCCCAGUCUUUGGUGCAGCCCCAGAUGCAGCCUAUGGCCUUACAGCCCCAGCCUCCCCAUCACCAGCACCAUCAGCCACCACCACAGCCCUACCAAAACCACACCCAGCCCCCACAACCCCAGACCCGCUGGGUUGCCCCACGCAACCGAAACCAAGGCUAUGGGCAGGGUGGUCCUGGCCAUGAUGGUAGUGGGGUGAUGGGUGUGGUUGGUAGUGGGAACAACGGCCCCCAAACAUCUGCCAGCCAGGGACCUGGUGUAGAGUCCCACCCAGUGCUGGAAAAGCUGCGUGCCUCCCAUAGCUACAACCCCAAGGACUUUGAAUGGAACCUGAAGAACGGUCGUGUUUUCAUCAUCAAGAGCUACUCCGAGGAUGAUAUUCAUCGCUCCAUCAAGUACUCCAUCUGGUGCAGCACGGAGCAUGGCAACAAGCGGCUGGACUCAGCGUUCCGGGCCAUGAAUGGUAAAGGUCCCGUGUACCUGCUGUUCAGUGUCAAUGGCAGUGGUCAUUUCUGCGGUGUGGCAGAAAUGCGUUCGCCAGUGGACUAUGGGACCAGUGCUGGCGUUUGGGCACAGGACAAGUGGAAGGGCAAGUUUGAUGUGGACUGGUUGUUUGUUAAGGAUGUGCCUAAUAGCCAGCUGCGCCACAUCCGCCUGGAGAACAACGACAACAAGCCAGUGACCAACUCCCGUGACACCCAGGAGGUUCCUCUGGAGAAGGCCAAACAGGUGCUCAAGAUCAUCGCCACCUACAAACACACCACCUCCAUCUUUGAUGAUUUCUCCCAUUAUGAGAAGAGGCAGGAGGAAGAGGAGGAGGUGCGCAAGACUUUUGAACCUGCUCAGAUACAGAACCGCUCUCGGUUGGAUCAGGAGCGCCAAAACAGGAAUAAACAAUAGAAGACAUUUAUCCUUGGCUUGAUCAACAGUUACACUAGGACUUGAUUUAAGAGACAGAAGAAUAUGAAAAUGCAACCAAGCCCUUCAUUUUUUUUUUCUAUUUAAUCCUGGUGAAUCUCUGCCAUUGUCGAGACUUGUGCUUUUUUUGCCCCAUGUACCACCACUUCUUGUGCAGGGAUAACAAGCUGAUUUAAUGUAUUACCUAGCCACCACCACAGUCUUUAGUUAUUUUUUUUCUUUUGAGUAUAUUUUUCCUCCCGUUCCAUCACGUACUCUUCUCUCACCAGACUGGUUUUCUCUCUCUUGCCCCCAUCCCCUCCUCUUUCCAACUGAAUCAGGGUUUGACUGCACCAUGGAGAAAAAAUCUGCCACUUUAUAUUUCAGUACAAUCAGGAACGGAUGUGUCCUGCCCCUAUUUGUCCAUUUGGGGGCAACAUUGCCAUGCUUCAGAGGUUUAACUGUGCCAACAGGGUUGGAGGAUCCCAAAGGCAAUGUUGGACUUGGAACUGUGCGAUAAUAAAACUUCAAUGGUUUAUCUAUUUUUCAUUCAAAUCGACAAAAUCUCUAUUUUUUGGCUUACUACUGACAGUUUUCAUUUCAGAAACCUGUUUUCUGGAGCCUUAAUGUUUUUUUUCUAAUUAUCGAUGACUUCUCAAAAGAACUGCUCAAACAGUGACACUGCUGGAGAAAUCAGGGAUAGUGUGAAGUCACACGGGACUCGAGACAUUUCAGAGGAGGAAUUGCAAUGGCCUCUGGGAAAGAAAUAAUGGAUGUGUCCUCCACAACCAGAACUCUCACCAUUUAAAUCAAAAAUUGUACUAUUGACAUCUUUCACACCCCUUUGCUUUGCAUUCUUUGAUGUCUGUCUUGAAGGGAUCUUUUUGUAUGUUUCAUCAGGAGAUUCUGCUUGUGUACACAACCCAGUCUGAGAGAAUUGUCGCAUCCACCAUUUUAAAUUGCUUUAUCAGAAUUAUGUAAUGAUGUAACUGCUACAUUGAACUGUUGCUAUUGCAUUUUUGUUCUGCGAAAAGGGGGAGGGUUCACGUAAUUGUCCAUUCACCGUCAUUCUGUCUUAAUCCUCUGUUUUGGUUUUUUUUUUUGUUUUUUUUUUUUCCUCAAAUUUGGUUUUGCUAAGUCUAUCAUGUUGGUCGUAAUGCUAAGCUUUAACGUAGGAGCCUAUAUAUUCAUGGAGAAAGCCUAAAAAUGUAUAACCUAAAAAUUAAUGUAACUGAUUUACUAUCGAGUAAGAAAAAAAUAAGAAUGAAAUGUGGUUUCUGUGUGUUUUUUGGUUGUUGCAACUAUAGUUUGUUCUAGACUGAAACCAUUGAUUAUGAUAAAGUAAAGUACUUUGAGGUACAGAAAAAAAAGAUUGGAUAUUAAAAAAAAUGAAAUCAUUAAUAGAAGUGUGUGCCCAUGCAUGGCAAGCUGCAAUAUAGUAAGUCUGCAGGAGAUGUUAAAACUAUUACCCUCCCUGCAGCUUGUCUUUAGGGUCAAGGUGCUGUUUUUAGUCAACAGUUUUUAAGAAAAAAAAACCAACAACAAUGUGCCCCUGUUCUCAUGUCAUUCAGGCAAGAAUGUCAAAGCCAGAAUGCAGAUUAUUUGUUUGCGAGAUCAGCGUUUGGGAUCAGCAGGUUUUCUCUUGACUAGUUUGAAUUUGUUGCUUCAGUGUUUUGUGGAUUGCAAGGUUACAAAUGAUGCAGAGAGGAAUGCUGCUAACAGAUAUGGCUGCCUCUUUCGUUUGAAGGGAUCUUUUCUCAGUUGUGUAUUUGUGUUAAUCUGAUGUAGCCUCAUGGUAACUGAAUUCAAUUUUCAGAUUCCACUUCUCAAUUUUCUGUUUGAAAUAUUUGAUCUGAAACGGAUAAUGUUGUUGGUUGCACCUGUUUAGGUUAAUGUGGCCUGGACAGUAAACUGUGUGCAUUUUCAGAUUAGGUAAUUUAUGUGCUGUUUGAUCUGUCUUGUUUCUGUGGGAACCUUACCCCAUUCUACUAUUGAGAUGGCAGGAGUGGUGCACUUUGAUGAAGUAACUCGUGUGUGAACUGUGUCCUUCACAGCAGUAUUUCCAGAUGUGUGAAGCUCUGUUAUUUUUACCUGGCCAGUGUACCCACCUGCUGUCUAGAGAACUGACCUCUAACAGUAGCCUUUCCUUCUUCUUCUUCUCCGUUUCACCUGCACUAAUUAAUAGCUAGGAUAUCCAAGCAAUACGGUGAACGCCCUUCACAUGUUUGCCUUCACCAUCGCCACUCUCUCCGUGCAGCGUAGAGUCGGGGGUGGGUGAGAAGCUAAAGGAUGCCAUCGAAGGCUUUGUCGCAGCCGUCUUAGCCUCAGGAAGCUGGUUGUGAUUGUAGUACAGGGCUAACUUGCACGUUAACUGUCUGAAGAUGUUUGCUGAAAGAGGGAUGUCAGGAUAGCCACGGAAGUAUAUUUAUCAACACUAGAAAAGGAGAAAUGACAUGAGAUACUAAAUCGACAUUGGUUAUCUUAUAGACCACAGCUGUAGUGGAUAUACCUUGUUCAAAAGAUCUAUCUUGGUUUUUCUUUAUAGAAGAAAUCAAGCCUUAAUAAACUGUCCAUUCAGAAAUUA
Amphiprion ocellaris (clown anemonefish) is the source of this 4847-nucleotide messenger RNA. RefSeq names its product YTH domain-containing family protein 1-like. The record is from RefSeq and is a predicted model, not a curated record. Gene Ontology annotation, biological process: mRNA destabilization. Gene Ontology annotation, molecular function: N6-methyladenosine-containing RNA reader activity; mRNA binding. Lineage: Eukaryota; Metazoa; Chordata; Actinopteri; Pomacentridae. The coding region runs from base 413 to 2266 and encodes 617 amino acids. Gene Ontology annotation, cellular component: cytoplasm. The transcript has 6 exons.